Chiloscyllium plagiosum (whitespotted bambooshark) is the source of this 960-nucleotide messenger RNA. The record is from RefSeq and is a predicted model, not a curated record. NCBI's taxonomy places the organism in Eukaryota, Metazoa, Chordata, Chondrichthyes, Orectolobiformes, Hemiscylliidae.
AUUUAGGGGAGGAGAGGAGCUGAGGUUGAUGUGCACAGGGACAGGUUGCAGUUCUCUGGGGAUGUGCUCUCUCGGUCAGUUUGCCAGUUCCUUCCUGUCUGCAGGUUGGCCCAGAAACACGAGCUGUGAUUAACUGGAUGAGGAAGAUCCCGUUUGUGUUGAGUGCGAAUUUCCAUGGUGGCGAGAUGGUGGUGAGUUACCCGUAUGACUUGGCACGACCGACGGGGAUGCCCAAGAAACUGACCCCUACAGCCGAUGACAGUGUCUUCCGCUGGCUUUCAUUUGUCUACGCAACGAGCAAUCGCGCGAUGGCUCAGCAGGACAGGCGUGUCUGUCAUGGAGAUGACUUCAGGCAGUAUGGAGACAUUAUUAAUGGAGCGAACUGGCACACAGUGCUCGGAAGUAUGAACGACUUCAGUUACCUUCACACCAACUGUUUUGAGGUCACUGUGGAGCUGAGUUGUGAUAAAUACCCCCACCAGAUUGAACUUGAAGCUGAAUGGGAAAAUAACAAAGAGUCCCUGCUGAUCUACAUGGAGCAGGUUCACCGGGGUGUGAAGGGCGUGGUGAGGGAUCGUGAUAACCAUGGCAUCGAGGGAGCCAUCAUUGUCGUCAAUGGAAUUGACCAUGACAUAAGGACAGCUGUCGAUGGGGAUUACUGGCGAUUGUUGAAUCCUGGAGAUUAUGAAAUCACAGCGAAAGCAGACGGCUUCUACCCAGAGACUCAGACCUGUCGGGUUCAUUAUGAGCGACGGCCAACAAUCUGUGACUUUGUUCUGACAGCGAGACCACCCACCCUGCUCAGCAGUGAGCAGCAGCCAGUGAGCAGGGGGCAAAUGCGGUGGGUCCGCAAACCCAGAGGGAGGAGGCAAAGGCAGUGAGCACUCACACACUCUCGUAUACCCUCACACACACACACAUGUAUACUCUCGCACGCACACACACUCUCGUAUACUCUCG